Syngnathoides biaculeatus (alligator pipefish) is the source of this 2335-nucleotide messenger RNA. Its product is annotated as gastrula zinc finger protein XlCGF57.1-like. Gene Ontology annotation, biological process: regulation of DNA-templated transcription. NCBI's taxonomy places the organism in Eukaryota, Metazoa, Chordata, Actinopteri, Syngnathiformes, Syngnathidae. The coding region runs from base 367 to 1812 and encodes 481 amino acids. Gene Ontology annotation, molecular function: RNA polymerase II cis-regulatory region sequence-specific DNA binding; DNA-binding transcription factor activity, RNA polymerase II-specific. The record is from RefSeq and is a predicted model, not a curated record. The transcript is spliced from 3 exons.
AUGACGAAAUCAAGGAGCGGACGCAAUGACGUAGCAUUUCUCCAACCAUUUGUCCCUCCUUCUUGACUUUUUUUUGUCGUGAUCGAGGGGGUGGGGGUGCAAUUAAUUCCUGAAAUGUCAUCUUUCUUUCUCGGCGCUCAUCUUGAAGCGUCUUCAAGUCCGCCGCAACAUGGCAGCCACACAUCGGAUAUUGCUGCUGUAAAAACCACCAUCGAAGAAGAAAAAGGCAGAUGUUAGCGUAGCUUAGAGACCCCAGCUAAAUGACGCCUCGACCACCGGAUUAAAUCGAGUGGAUAGAAACAUUAAAAAGUUCUAGUCGUUGGGAAGGGAGCGACUAAAAAUAUAUUCCGACUGAUUAACAGGACAAUGGCGUCCUCCGAGCAGAAAGCGCGACAACGUAAACAACUCGAAAAUCACGUCGCUUUACACAUACGACAAGAUGUCCAGAAGCUGAUUGUUCUUCAGGAAAAGCAUUCCCCAAAGUUGCAGGAGAACAGUUUGGACCGAGAAGCUCCACAGACCUUCCACAACAAAAAGGAAGAUGAAGAUCCACACCUCCCACACGUUAAAGAGGAAGAGGAGGAGGCAGACGUCAGCAACUUGCUAUUGACUGCUGACUCUGUGAAGAGUGAAGAUGGCAAAGACAAACCACGUCUUCGGCAGCUGUUUUUUUAUCAGGAAGAACUUCCACCUCAGUCGCUGUGGGGGACCUCUAGUUUGCAGCAAGAGCAUCCACAGCACUUCCACGUUAAAAACGAAAAGGAGGAAGCUGACAUUGGUAAAUUGCCACUGACUGAGGUCUCUGUGGAGACUGAAGACAAAAAACUCAAGUUGUCACAACUUACUUGUCAUAAUCCAAGUGGAGAACCCUGUGUAGGACCACCACCGGACAACUUCUUAGCGCCACUGUCAGACGGUGAUGACAUUGAAGAAUCUUUGUCAAGCGCCAUCGACUGUGAUGGUGAUGAGAAACAGUUGAAAUGCUUUGGAAAGGAGACCAUUCUUAGCAGCAAGGAAAAUUCACAAACGCGUGGAAAAUGUUUUACCCACUCGGUUUGUGUCGAAAAUUUGGCGAAAAGACAACACACUAUUAGCUACAUUCAAACACACGCAGGAGAAAAAUCCUUUCCCUGUUCACUGUGUGCCAAAAGAUUCUCUCGAAAGGAACAUUUGGACUCGCAUUUGAGAACACACACAGGAGAAAAGCCCUUUUGUUGCUCAAUAUGUGGUAAACGGUUCUCUGUCAAGCCAAACAUGUUAUCACAUAUGAGAACCCACACCGGUGAGAGACCAUACCGCUGCUCAAUGUGUGAGAAAACAUUCUCUCAUAAGGCGCAUGUGGCAUCGCACAUGAGAAAACACACAGGAGAAAAACCUUUUAGUUGCUCCACUUGCGGUAAAACAUUCUCUCAUAAGCCAAACUUGGUGACACACAUGAGAACACAUACAGGAGAAAACCCCUUUUGUUGCAGGGUUUGUGGUAAAACAUUCUCUCGAAAGGAACACGUGGCAUCGCACAUGAGAACACAUACAGGAGAGCAGCCAUUUUGUUGCUCAAUUUGUGGUAAGGGAUUCACUUUAAAGCCGAACAUGGUAUCACACAUGAGAAUACACACAGGAGACAAACCCUUUGGCUGCUCAACUUGCGGCAAGACAUUUUCUCGAAGGCCAAACAUGUUCGCACACAUGAGACUGCACACAGGGGAAAAACCUUUUUGUUGCUCAUCUUGUGGAAAAACAUUCUCGAGAAAGCCAAACAUGGUAAAACACAUGAGGAUACACAAAGGAGAAAAACCCAUUCAUUGCUCCUAGUGUGAUAAAAAUUUCCUCUCGUAGGCCACACGAGGUAAAACACAACACACUGUUUUAACUGUUUUGGCAAAAUAUUUGUUGAAAAGAAUUUCACUGCACAUAUGGACACUAAAAGAGAACAUGUUUUACAGUAUUCUCUGCAAUACUGCAGCAUUUGAAACAGAUCACAUUGUUACUGCGUUUCUUCCUAAAUGUUGCAAAUGUUUUAUGCUCAUAAGAUGUUUAAAAUGCCCUGUAAUUACAGUUAUGCUGUAAAUGUACCACAAAUGAGUAUUUUAAAGGAUACGUUAUCACUUCAAACUUAUCUUGUCUUAAUUCAUCUUCUAGAAAAAUGCGCUAGAAAAAAAUAUACACAAGCGGGGCUCCGUGCUCUGUGACUUCUGCUUACAACCCAGGCUAAACAUCUCCCGCGAAUAUUGUACGCUUAUAACUGUUUGCCAAUAUUCUUAAUGUGUAAAUAAAAAUGUAACAAUGAACUACACUUUUGAGAAUGGAAAAUAGAAAAAAAAUAAAUAAAAAAUGC